Gekko japonicus is the source of this 1312-nucleotide messenger RNA. It is a transcript of the gene ELP4, whose product is annotated as elongator acetyltransferase complex subunit 4. The transcript has 10 exons. The record is from RefSeq and is a predicted model, not a curated record. Bases 1 to 1221 code for a protein of 406 amino acids. Lineage: Eukaryota; Metazoa; Chordata; Lepidosauria; Squamata; Gekkonidae. Gene Ontology annotation, cellular component: transcription elongation factor complex; elongator holoenzyme complex; cytoplasm. Gene Ontology annotation, biological process: tRNA wobble uridine modification.
AUGGCGGCCUUGGCGACCGGAGAGUUGACACCGAGCGAGAGGGUUCCCACGAGUUUCCAAAGGAAAGUGCCGGGCGGCGGAGGCAGCCGCUUGGCCAUUCUGCCGGGCACUCGACCGUCGGUGCGGCACGGGCAGCUCCUGCUUUCCAGCGGGCUCCCUUCCCUGGACUGUGUUCUAGGUGGAGGUUUGGCAGUUGGAACCCUUCUUCUUAUUGAGGAAGAUACAUAUGGUAUCUACUCCAGUCUAUUGUUCAAGCACUUCCUUGCAGAGGGAAUCGUUUGUGGACAUAAUUUAUUCAUUGCUUCAGCUAAAGAGGAGCCUGCUGACAUUUUAAAGGAGCUUCCAUCACCUUUCUUGAAUACUUCUGUCAGUGCAAUGGAGGAAGAAGAAGCAGCUAUGAAAGGCAAGCAGGAAUCCAUGAAAAUAGCUUGGCGUUACCAGAACAUACAAACACUGGAGGUGACUCAAAAUACCUCUUCAAAAUUUGGACACUACUUUGAUCUGUCAAAACCUUUGGCUUCAGAACUUAUCCAGAACAUUGGGUGCCAUGGUUUUUUCCUUUCCGAAGAAACAGCUUUGUGUCCUGAUAUGAACUCUUGUAAUAUGGCCUCUGGUUAUAGCAGACUGCUUCAUUCCAUUCAGAAGGUCAUUUACCAAGAAGGAUUUGAUGGCUCCAUUCCUCAGAAAGCGCAAAGAAACAUUUUGAGGAUUGGAAUUCAGAGUCUUGGUUCAGUACUAUGGGGUGAUGAUAUUUGUUGCAAUGAGAAUCCACAAAAUAUUCAUAGCCUCACAAGAUUUCUGUAUGUUCUCCGUGGCCUCCUCAGAACUUCUUUGUCUGCCUGCAUCAUCACCAUUCCAUCUCACCUUAUCCAGAAUAAAGCAAUUAUGGAACGUGUUACUAACUUGUCAGAUACGGUAGUUGGUCUUGAAUCAUUUAUCGGCUCUGAGAGAGAAACCAAUCCAUUAUACAAGGAUUACCAUGGUUUGAUUCACAUACGACAGAUUCCUCGGCUUAAUAGCUUCAACUGUAAUGUGUCAGAUAUGAAGGACCUUGCUUUUAGAUUGAGAAGGAAGCUGUUUGUUAUUGAGCGAUUGCAUUUGCCUCCAGACUUGUCAGACACAGUGAGCCGCACAAGCAAACAGGAUCUGGCAGAAUCCACCAAAUUGCUGAGCUCGGGAUGUAGUGCUAUGGCCAUAGGCAAGAAGCACCUGGACUUCUAGUGAUUUCUACUUAGCAGUUUCACUCCGAUUUAUAUGCCACUCUAAUUAUGACUGUUAAUGACUUGUGUAAAUAUUUUUUCUUAAUGAUUUU